AUGCCGGACGUGCACCACUUGAAGCGCCUGGUCCAGCUGACUCCGGUCACUCUGGACUUCUGCAGGUACGGCGCAAACUACCGGAAGAGAACAACCAUCUAUGUGUCCGAUGCUUCGAUGCUGUCCGACUUAGAGAAGAAGUGCAAUCAUCGCCGACAACAUCGUAGACUGGGCGCGUGGAGGGACCGCAAGAACAAGAAAGGCAACUUCCCUGAAGCUAAGGCUACGAAGGCUAAGAAGAUCCAGGUCCAGCACCAGGCCACAAAGGAAGCAACCGCCUACCCGAUCGAGCUUUGUGAGAGCUGGGCCACCUGCGUUGCGCAGCAUAUCCAAUAG
Messenger RNA from Symbiodinium natans, 336 nucleotides. NCBI's taxonomy places the organism in Eukaryota, Dinophyceae, Suessiales, Symbiodiniaceae. The record is from the annotation of a GenBank genome assembly.